AUGAAUACAACUAAGAAAAUGUCGAUUUUUGUUUUGCAACCUAAUGCUUUACAUGCUCAAUGGCAAGGAGAAAAAUUGAAUAGUGUUUUUCAAUUACUUGAAUCAAGUAAUUUUAAACCAAAUAUGAUUGAUGAAGAAACAAUGAUGAAUAUGAAAAAUUUAAAAGGAAAAAUGUUUGUUAUUGAACCAUUUUCCGGUCAAUUAUUUCAAUAUUUAAAAACCAAUAAAGCUUGGGUACUUGGUCCACAAUUAAUUACAACAUGUGUUGAUCAUAAUAUUACAAUACCAUGUAGUUCUUAUCCUCUCUAUUCACUUGCUAUGCAAUCAUUAACUAUCUGUUGUACUAAUCUUCCACAUAUUGAUCGUGAAACAAUUCGACGAUCUGUUGCUUAUAUGGGUGGUAAAUUCCAAACUAAUCUCAAUGCAAAUGUUACUCAUCUGAUUUGUGGUACUUGUGCAGCAUCAGAAAAAUAUUUUGUUGCCGUUGAAAAUGGUAUUCAAGUAAUGAUGCCUGAAUGGAUUCAAAAUGUUUUUGCACUUUCAGGACAAAAAACAGUAAAAGGAACUGAUUCAACAUUUGAUCGUUUUAAAUGUCCACUUUUCUAUAAAUUUAUUAUUUCAUUAUCGGGUUUUACUGAAAGAGAUCGUAAUACAAUUAAACAAUAUGUUGAACGAGAAGGUGCAACAUAUUCACCAAGUUUAAUUAAAGAUAAAUGUACUCAUUUAAUUUGUAAAGAACCAAAAGGUUCAAAAUUUGAACAUGCAACUAAAUGGCAAAUUCCAACACUUAAACCUGAAUGGAUAUUUGAAAGUAGUGAAAAAGGUUCAUGUCUUCGUCUAACAAAUUAUUUAUGGUCAAUACCGAAAAUUGAUUCAACUGAAAAUGAAAAACCUUUAUCGAAAGUUCUAGUUGAUUCUUCAUCAAAAAUAAUUACGACUGAUCAACAACGUAAAUCAACAUCUUUAUUGAGUACAGAAGAAAUGGCUGAUCUUGAAGAACGAUUUGAAAAAUGGAUGAAUGAUCGAUCGAAAAUAAUUAUUGAUGAUUUAUUCGAUGGUUUGAAAGUAUUCUUAGGUCAAUUUCCUGCAACACUAAGAAUGCGUUUACAAAAAAUUCUCGAUGGUGGAUGUGCUGUUCGAUUUGAUACAUUGAAUUCAUCAGUUACACAUAUUAUUCGAGGUAGUGAAUCUAUGUCAAAUUAUACACAAGUAUCUACGAUUGCACCAAAUGCUCAUAUUGUUAACCCACAAUGGUUAUUGAUUUGUUGUGAAAAAGGUGAACUUAUGCCUGAAAUUGAUUAUUUAUCAUCGUCUGAUCGAGAUGAAAAACAUGAUUCAAAUGUAAGUUCAAUGGAUGAUAAAAGAAGAAAUACGAAUUCAAGUUUAUCUACACCAUCGAUAUCAUCAUUAUCACGUCAACAAACUGGUAGUUUUAAUGUUGAUCAAACAGUACUUCAAGAUGAUACACCUCGUCUUCGUCGAACACCUGGAUCUGGUGUAUCAACACCUUCAAUUAUUCCAGAAUAUGCUCUCUCACCAUUUUCUUUAUUGAAACGUUAUUCUAAUGUACCUCGUCCACCUGUUUUUGAAGAAUCAUUAAGUGAUACACAAAUCGAUAAAAUAAGUGCACAAUUACCACCAACAGAAUCACAAAUGAAUGUUGAUAGAUUAAUGUCUGAUCUUGAUAUUUUAAUGCCAACUUUUCUUAAUCAAAAAUCAUCGAAUACGGUUUUGUCAUUAGCAUCAUCAUCUCGAACAAAUAAGAUGCCUUCACAUUCAUUUUUUCUUGCUCAACAAGCUAAAUUAGUAUCUAAAACUGAAGUAUCAUCAUCCGAAGUUAAAGUAUCAUGGGUUGAUGAUUCAACAGAAGCAGAACGUAUACGACAAUAUCAAUUGCAUAAUUUAGAUGAAAUGACACAAAUUCAUGAUGAAUAUUAA
Messenger RNA from Adineta steineri, 1938 nucleotides. The record is from the annotation of a GenBank genome assembly. Lineage: Eukaryota; Metazoa; Rotifera; Eurotatoria; Adinetida; Adinetidae.